This is a messenger RNA of Gastrolobium bilobum, 789 nucleotides long. Its product is annotated as NADPH:quinone oxidoreductase-like. The record is from RefSeq and is a predicted model, not a curated record. Gene Ontology annotation, molecular function: oxidoreductase activity; FMN binding. Gene Ontology annotation, cellular component: cytosol. The coding region runs from base 8 to 640 and encodes 210 amino acids. The transcript is spliced from 3 exons. NCBI's taxonomy places the organism in Eukaryota, Viridiplantae, Streptophyta, Magnoliopsida, Fabales, Fabaceae.
UUAUGCCAUGUUUGUGCUAACCAGAAAUAAGAGAAGCAGAGAUGGUGACAGUGGAGACGAAGAAGAUGAAGAGAAACCAUUCAUAAAAGUGGCUGCUAUUUGCGGCUCUUUGCGUAAAGCUUCCUACAACAGAGGCCUCAUCCGUGCUGCGAUGGAGCUCGCCAAGGAACAAAUCGAGGGCGUCCACGUGGAGUACAUCGAGAUAUCAGCGUUGCCGAUGAUGAAUACGGAUCUUGAAGUGGGUGGUACAUAUCCGGCGGAAGUGGAAGCUUUCCGGCAGAAGGUUCUGGAAGCUGAUUCCUGCCUCUUUGCUUCUCCUGAUUACAACUACUCCAUCACUCCACCUUUGAAGAAUGCAUUAGACUGGGGAUCAAGACCUCCUAAUGUGUGGGCUGGGAAAACUGCUGCAGCUGUAAGUGCUGUUGGCGGUGGGAGAAGAGCACAGCUUCAUCUCCGUCAAAUUGGAGUAUUUCUUGAUCUUCAUUUCAUCAACAAACCAGAAUUCUACCUUAAUGCACACCGGCCACCGGGAAAGUUCAACAGCAACGGUGACUUGGUUGAUUCAGAGACAAAAGAGAAGCUUAAAGAAAUGAUUCUUUCCUUACAAGUAUUCACGUUGAGACUUCAAGGCAAAUGCUGAAUUGUUUUGGGUAACACAAAAUAAGAACUAGUACUGGAACAAUUUGAUUCCUUUUCUUGUGAUUAGGACCUGUGUUUCAAAAUAAUUAAGAUUAGGACUCCUGUGGAAAUGUAUGUUAUGGGCAUAAUAUUUUUAAUUUAUACAGUGUA